GAGUACCUGUCUCUGCUCCGCGCAAUGAAUGAUCACAUGGAGCAAUACUGGAAGGAUAUUAAUCUGGCCGGUAGCGACGGCCCCAGUGGCAUAAAGUCGUUCUGGAAGAAUUUUGGUUACGAAAAUUCGGAUUGGAGUUCGGAAUGCACAAAUCUGGCUGAACAUCGAAAGAAGCGCUUCCUCAGGAUUGGGCAUACUAUACAAUGCGACAAAUGCUUGAAAUGGCGUCAUGUUGAGUAUCAUGCCCCGUAUGAAAUCAAUGGAAUCCCAGAAAAAUGGUGCUGUGACGACCAUCCCAACAGUAUGUUUCGAGGGUGUUCAAGGCCAGAAGAAAUACCCAAGGGCCGAGGUAUGGAUCGCAAACCCGACAUUCCUAAUCGUAGCACUCCAUCAGCCGCCGCCGCGAACGGUAGUGGUUUAGCUCGGCGGCCAGUCACUUCAGUAUCCACGCCGGCACCAACGCAGAAAAUCAAGGAGGUCCAACGUCGGAAAGAACCUUCUCCGGUUCCAUCAAGGCCGCUGAAGCGUUCAUCUCGUGUCGCGCAACGUAGAGAAGAAUUAACUAGUGAGUCGGAAUCCAGCCCAGAAAGGCCUCCGCGGAAGGUGGCAACUAAGGCGGUCAUUCCUCCCAACAAGUCGUCCGAACGUGUUAGUGCUGUUGGUCGGCCACCCACAAAACGUGCCGCAGCUGCUAUUAGCACUUCCAAGAAUCGUCGCGUCAUUUCAAGCGAGGACGAAAGCGAUGAGGAAGAACCAAUUACUGUACCGGAUUUGCCGAAAAAACCGAAAACGAAAGCAGACUUAAGGCGUCAGUAUGAGGAAAAUGAGAAGCUGAAUGAGAAAAAAGCCGUCGUAGCGGAAGUGAAAGCUCCUCCUCCAACGGUGACUAGAGAUGUAAGACAGGCUGCAUCUUCGUCUACUGCACAACCAUCUACUGCUACCCCUGCAAAACCAUCUACUUCUUUCACGAAACCGGCAACCUCCGUGUCAACACCACCUGCAGCGCCACUUUCAAAUGGAACUGUCGGGAAAGGUUCCAUCGACAAAGAAGCGUUUGAUCGAGAAAAGGAUCGAGCCGAUAGAGCUGUCGGCCAAACGCGCAAAUUACUGAAUUUCUUCUUAAAGCAGGGGGUGUCAUACGCUGAUCGAUUUCGACGAAUGGGUGAGGAUGAGCUGCUUGAACAAGACAUGGAGCAGUUUGGCAGGAACUUAUGGGAAGAACAUGUGUUAAAGGUUUGCCGUGAGCAGAUGAACUGCGAAUGCUUCGUCGAAGCGACAAAGAGCAAAUGCGAAAGUUUUGAAUUCCAGCCUGACGACGUGGUGACGUAUGAGAAUUGCUUCCAAAUGAAGGACAAACUCCUUGGUAUGCUGAACGCGGAUCCAGAAGAAAGUGAGGAAUCCUCACAACAGUCAGAGGUGUUUGCACCGGAAUCUCCUCGUGCUGAUUCUUUGACGGUGAGGGCGCUAGAAGCCUUAGCUAUUACCUUAAUCACCACCGUCGUGUGGCUUGGUAAAUGUGGUCCUCUCGUUUCCGGCUAUAAGCGAUUGGAACGCCUUUACCAUGAGACACGUUUCAUGAAGACCAAAGUGCUGCAUGAAGUGCAGAUCUCAUCUUACUUAUGUAGCUCGGUGCUGUCUGUGCUGAUGUCAUCAGCAUGA
Messenger RNA from Ostertagia ostertagi, 1659 nucleotides. The record is from the annotation of a GenBank genome assembly. NCBI's taxonomy places the organism in Eukaryota, Metazoa, Nematoda, Chromadorea, Rhabditida, Trichostrongylidae.